CGAAAAACAUAGAAAAUAAAAAUAAUAAACGAAAAUAAAAACACGAUAAAUUACAGUGGCUAAAGAUAUUAAAACUGAAAACACGUAAAUUUUUCUUAAGAAAAGAAAAAAAUAUAAAAAAAAAAUUAAAAACAAAUUUUGAAAACCAAACAAAUUUUUGGGGUGAAAUUAAAAUAAACAGAAAUUAUGUCGAAUAGUGUGCGUCCUUUAAAAAUCACCAUAGUUGGUGAUGGUAUGGUGGGAAAGACUUGUAUGCUGAUAACCUACACACAAAAUGAAUUUCCUGAAGAGUAUAUACCCACAGUUUUUGACAAUCAUGCCUGCACCAUAACGGUUGAUGAUAAGGAAUACAGUUUGACUUUGUGGGAUACAGCGGGUCAGGAGGAUUAUGAACGUUUAAGACCUUUAAGUUAUCCAAAUACCAGUUGUUUCCUCUUGUGCUAUUCCAUCAGCAGUCGAGCUUCCUUUGAAAAUAUCAAAAGCAAGUGGUGGCCUGAAAUUCGCCACUACUCCAACAAUGUACCUGUCGUUCUAGUGGGCACUAAAUUGGAUUUGCGCAUUGCGAAUUCCGAAAAGUUCGUUACCACAGCCGAGGGACGUCGUUUGAAAAAGGAAAUCCAUGCCCAUUCUUUGGUCGAGUGCUCGGCCAAGAAAAAGAAUAACCUACAAAAUGUUUUCGAAGAGGCCGUGAGAGCUGUAGAAAAGAAACCCAAAAGUAAGCCCCAAUGUAGAAUUCUUUAGUGCAAAAGAAUAGAAGAAAGCAACAUUUUAGCCUGGUACUAAAUAAAUCAAAUGUGUGUGUGUUGUUGUUAAAAGUAUUUAUUUCAAUACUUUAGUUUUAAUCUAAACUAAUUAUUAAAGUAUGUAAUAUAACUAUUGAAAUUUAUAAACAUUUUUUAUGUAAUUAUUACCAACUUUUAAAAGAAACUAUAAGUUUCUUUAAAUUGUUUAUUAUUUUAUGAUUUUCGAAAACUUUCUUGAAAUUUCCUUUUAUUUUUUAAAUUAAUUUAAGUGUUAUUAAUUAUUCCUAUAACGAUUUUUUUUUUAAAUAAUUUAAUAUUGAUUAAACGUUUAUUUCCAUACCUUAAGAAAUAUUGUUUAUUUUUCUUUUUUAUUUCUAAAACUAUUUUUCUAUAUUUCCUUUUUUAUCACGAUUUGACCAAAGUUUUUUUUUAUGUUCAUGUUAAAAUAUUAUUUUUUUUAGAUUUUUUUGUUUGUUUAUUUAACAAAUUUAUUAAUAAUUUAUCUAGUAAUUUGUAUAAAACUGAAAUCCAAAAAAAAAAGCAACAAAAUAAACAAUUAUGUAUUUAAUAAGUAAUUAAUUUUUAUUUAUGUAUAUUUUUUUAAUAUACCAUCAAAACAUAUGUACUAUAUACAUAUAUGCAUGAUGUAUGUAGUAAUUAUAAUAUUUAAUAAACUAGUCAUAUAUAAACAAAA
Molecule: messenger RNA, 1437 nt
Organism: Calliphora vicina (urban bluebottle blowfly)
Lineage: Eukaryota; Metazoa; Arthropoda; Insecta; Diptera; Calliphoridae
Gene: RhoL
Product: Rho-like
Exons: 3
Coding region: 187-741 (184 amino acids)
Biological process (GO): small GTPase-mediated signal transduction
Molecular function (GO): GTPase activity; GTP binding
Source: RefSeq, a predicted model, not a curated record